Triticum dicoccoides is the source of this 2072-nucleotide messenger RNA. Its product is annotated as laccase-4-like. The record is from RefSeq and is a predicted model, not a curated record. The transcript has 6 exons. Gene Ontology annotation, biological process: lignin catabolic process. NCBI's taxonomy places the organism in Eukaryota, Viridiplantae, Streptophyta, Magnoliopsida, Poales, Poaceae. The coding region runs from base 95 to 1831 and encodes 578 amino acids. Gene Ontology annotation, molecular function: hydroquinone:oxygen oxidoreductase activity; copper ion binding. Gene Ontology annotation, cellular component: apoplast.
UCCGUCCUGCAUCCUCACCUGGUCCUCUGCUCUCUCCACGAGAGCUCAAGACCAUAUAUAGAGUGGCUAGCCCAAAGCUAGCCAAGACGCUACCAUGGCCAUGACUAUCUCUUCCGGCCUUCACUGCUCUCUCCUCGUGGCAGCCCUGACGUUGCUCGUCGUCCAGGCGCACGGCAUCACCCGGCACUACGAUUUCAAUAUUCAAAUGGCGAACGUGACGAGGCUGUGCGCCACCAAGAGCAUCGUGACGGUGAACGGGCAGUUCCCGGGGCCGGAGCUCAUCGCGAGGGAAGGCGAUCGCGUGCACGUCCGCGUCACCAACCACGUCGCGCACAACAUGUCAAUCCACUGGCACGGCAUCCGGCAGAUGCGCACCGGCUGGGCGGACGGACCGGCGUACGUGACGCAGUGCCCGAUCCAGAAGGGCCAGACGUACGUGUACAAGUUCACCAUCACCGCGCAGCGCGGCACGCUGUGGUGGCACGCGCACAUCUCCUGGUUCCGCUCCACCGUCUACGGCGCCAUCGUCAUCCUCCCCAAGCUCGGCGUCCCCUACCCCUUCCCCGCGCCGCACAAGGAGCUCACGCCCGUCAUCUUCGGUGAAUGGUGGUUGUCGGACACCGAGGCCAUAGUCAGCACGGCCCUCAAGGUGGGCGGAGCCCCCAACAUCUCCGACGCGUUCACGAUCAACGGCCUUCCCGGGCCGCUCUACAACUGCUCUGCCAAGGACACGUUCAAGCUCAAGGUGGAGCCCGGGAAGACGUACCUGCUGCGCCUCAUCAACGCCGCGCUCAACGACGAGCUAUUCUUCUCCGUGGCCAACCACACGCUCACCGUCGUCGAGGUCGACGCCGUCUACGUCAAGCCCUUCACCGUGAGGACCCUGGUCAUCUCCCCGGGCCAGACCACCAACGUCCUGCUCGCCACCAAGCCGGCCUACCCCCGCGCCAACUUCUACAUGUUCGCCAGACCCUACUCCACCAUCAGGCCCGGCACCUUCGACAACUCCACCGUCGCCGGCAUCCUCGAGUACCACAACCCCGGCUCACCCUCCGCGUCGAGCUUCGACAAGGCCUUGCCGAUCUUCAAGCCGAUGCUGCCGUACUUCAACGACACCAACUUCGUCACCAACUUCACGACCAAGCUCCGCAGCCUCGCCACAAAGCAGUACCCGGCGGCCGUGCCGCAGUCGGUGGACAGGCGGUUCUUCUUCACGAUUGGGCUGGGCACACUGCCAUGCCCCAAGAACAUGACUUGCCAGGGGCCCAACGGCACGCAGUUCGCGGCGGCCGUCAACAACGUCUCCCUCGUGCUCCCGUCCAUGGCGCUGCUGCAGUCGCACUUCACCGGCCUCACCAGCGGCGUCUACGCGGCCAACUUCCCGGCCAUGCCCCUGUCGCCGUUCAACUACACGGGGACGCCGCCGAACAACACGCACGUGGCCACCGGGACCAAGCUCCUCGCGCUGUCGUUCAACACGUCGGUGGAGCUGGUGAUGCAGGACACGAGCAUCCUCGGCAUCGAGAGCCACCCGCUUCACCUCCACGGCUUCAACUUCUUCGUGGUCGGGCAAGGGUUCGGCAACUACGACGCCGUGAACGACCCGGACAAGUUCAACCUCGUCGACCCCGUCGAGCGGAACACCGUCGGCGUGCCGGCGGGCGGGUGGGUGGCCAUUCGCUUCCUUGCUGACAACCCAGGUGUAUGGUUCAUGCAUUGUCAUUUGGAGGUGCACACGACGUGGGGUCUGAGAAUGGCGUGGCAGGUGCAGGACGGCAGCAAGCCGAGCCAGAAGCUGCUCCCGCCGCCGUCUGACAUGCCCAAAUGCUGAAUGGACUUCAUCACGGCUGAUGUUUAAUUUGCGCCUCCUCAUUUUGAUUUGCUCGCCAAUCUGCGAUUGUUUUCUCCCGCGGGAGAUUUUAGUGUGUUUAGCCCGUUCAUAGCUGACUUUCUUACGAUUCUUUUUCCCAUUUUUUUCACCACUUUCUGAUGAAGAUGUUUUUGAUACUUGAAUAAACAAUGAUGUGAACAAUUGCACGGGAAAAUAUCAAAAUAUUUAUUUUGUGAGCAUG